Molecule: messenger RNA, 2499 nt
Organism: Scedosporium apiospermum
Lineage: Eukaryota; Fungi; Ascomycota; Sordariomycetes; Microascales; Microascaceae
Product: putative anion/proton exchange transporter C19C7.11
Exons: 4
Coding region: 1-2499 (832 amino acids)
Biological process (GO): chloride transport; intracellular iron ion homeostasis; intracellular copper ion homeostasis
Cellular component (GO): endoplasmic reticulum; membrane; early endosome
Molecular function (GO): voltage-gated chloride channel activity
Source: RefSeq, a predicted model, not a curated record
AUGAGCUCUCCAUCAACAUCAUUCUCGUCUACGCUUCCGCGGCUUGCCGUGCGACGGCCAUCCGUGUCGAGCAGAUUAUCACAUGCCGUGUCUAGCGCAGAAAGGGGACAGGUGGAUCAUACCGAUACCGGUGAACAACCGGUCGAGGAGGAAAUAGCAGAGAUCAAGAGAUAUGAGGACUUCACCACGAUAGACUGGGUGCAAGACGCAGCGCGCGAGCAAGCCAGACGAAGAGCGAAGCGGCGACAGGUAGCCGGACUCUACGACCAUGGCCCUCCGGGGUUAAAGCAGCGGUUAUGGGUUACCUACGAUGCGAUACAGGGUUGGAUAGUAAUCACCCUGAUCGGUAUCGCCAUAGGCCUCAACGCAGCUUUCCUUAGUAUAGUAACGGAGUGGCUCGCCGACUUCAGGCUUGGCUACUGCAAAUCGGGUUUCUAUCUCAACGAGAGCUUUUGCUGUUGGGGGGAGAAUAGAGGAUGUGCCGACUGGCACAGAUGGAGCUUCGAACCCCUAAACUACAUUUUUUAUAUCCUGUUUUCUGGCGGUUUCGCAUUCACGGCCGCAACCCUUGUUAAGUCGUUCGCGCCGUAUGCCGCCGGAUCGGGGAUUUCCGAGAUCAAGGUUAUCAUUGCGGGCUUCGUCAUGAAAGGCUUCCUCGGAUUCUGGACACUCAUCAUCAAAUCAAUCACUCUGCCCCUAACCAUCGGCUCUGGUAUAUCGGUAGGAAAAGAAGGGCCCAGCGUUCACUACGCCGUGUGUACCGGCAGCGUCAUUUCCAGACUGUUCAACAAGUACAAGCGCAAUGCGUCCAGCUAUCGCGAGAUUCUCUGCGCCUGUGCUGCGGCUGGGGUGGCAGUCGCUUUCGGCAGCCCUAUCGGAGGUGUCAUAUUCUCCCUUGAAGAGAUGUCGGGCUAUUUCCCCCUCAAGACCAUAUGGCGAAGCUACUUUUGUGCCCUGGUGGCUACGGCGAUCCUAGCAGCAGUGAACCCCUUCAGAACCGGCCAACUUGUCAUGUUCCAAGUCACGUACGACAGGUCGUGGCAUUUCUUCGAAAUCUUUUUCUUCAUCAUCCUCGGCAUUUUCGGAGGUCUCUACGGCGCGUUCGUCAUCAAAUGGAACCUCCGCGCCCAGGCAUUUCGAAAGAAGUACUUGGUUAAGUACGCUAUUCUCGAGGUUUCUCUGUUGGCUAUGGGCACUGCUAUUCUUUGCUAUCCGAAUCCCUUCGUCCGGAUUGACAUGACCGAGAGCAUGGAAAUCCUCUUCUCUGAAUGUGAGGGAGAGGACUACCACGGCCUUUGUGAUCCGAACCAACGAUUCCUGAACGUUAUGUCGCUUGUCAUCGCGACUCUUCUUCGCAUCUUUUUGACCAUUGUAUCAUAUGGCGCCAGAAUUCCCUGUGGCAUUUUCGUACCAUCCAUGGCCAUCGGCGCGCUGUUUGGGAGGACCGUGGGAAUCAUCGUGGAGGGAAUGCAACAGGCAAACCCUUCAAGCGUUUUCUUCGCGGCCUGUAAGCCGGAUGAGCCAUGCAUCACGCCUGGUGCCUAUGCUCUUCUCGGCGCGGCUGCAGCCCUUGGCGGUAUCAUGCACAUCACUGUGUCCGUGGUGGUUAUCAUGUUUGAGCUGACAGGUGCCCUGACUUACAUUCUGCCCACCAUGAUUGUUGUGGGUGUUACCAAAGCCGUUUCCGAGCGCUUCGGUAAGGCAGGCAUUGCCGACCAAGCCAUCUGGGCUAGUGGCAUGCCGUACCUGGACAGCAAAGAGGAACACAACUUUGGCGUGCCCGUGUCUCGCGCCAUGACUGAGACGAUCGUCUCACUCCCCGCCACGGGCUUGACGCUCGGGGAUGUCGAGCAGAUUCUCGCCGAUGGCAGGUAUCAAGGGUUCCCCAUUGUGCAGGAUGACCACUCCAAGACUUUAGUAGGCUACAUUGGCCGCACCGAACUUCGAUACGCCAUCGACAAGGCCAAGAGAGAGCGCCGCCUCGAGCCGAGUGCGCGUUGCGUAUUCUCUACCACCUCACCGCGUUACGCGGUCGGUCCCACUACCCCAACGGUCAUGGUUAGCACCGACUCCACCACCUCGUCCACUUCCAUAUCCUUCGGUCGCUACGUCGACGCCACGCCCGUAACCGUACAUCCCCGCUUGCCCCUCGAGACCGUCAUGGAGCUUUUCCGCAAGAUCGGCCCGCGGGUCAUCCUCGUCGAGUACCACGGGAAACUCACCGGCCUUAUAACGGUCAAAGACUGUCUCAAGUAUCAGUUCAAGGCCGAGGCGGCGGAACACCCACGCGACGACCACGAGCUCCAGGAGAGCCACGAGCGGCUUUGGCAGCUCUUGCUAAAGGCUGCGGAAUGGGUGUCGGAUAAGGUGUCGGUUGCCUCUAGGGGAAGGAUCCGCUUGGGACAUUCGACUGAUGAUAGGGCGAGGGGUGGGCAGAUUAUGGAUGGCGAUGAGGAGCUGGUGGAUGACGAUGGUUUAGAAUUGGAUAGCCGGUCAUGA